AGUUUGCAGAGAGGAAGAAGCUCGAGAAAAUUUUCCUCUUUUUCGCUCAGAGAAUCCAACGCCAAAACCGGUUACGAUCGCUGACCAGGUGGUUUCGGAUUCAUCUUUGAAGGAGAAGAAUGGCGCAGAACUCAGAGAAGAGGUUCCAUUCGAUCAUGGAUAAGCUCUUUCAUGCCCCUAAAUCCACUCCAACCUCCUCCAGAGGCAAGAAGCGCCCAAAUCCUUCCUCAUCUGCUUUGGCGCUAGUGGAACCAAGAACUCGAGUCGAUGUGUUUGAGGGGUCGCAUCAUUCUUCAGCAUCAGCGGGAUCAUAUCAAGCUCCUAUGUGCAGGCCAUGGGACAGGGGAGACCUCAUGAGGAGGCUGGCUACAUUCAAGUCCAUGACAUGGUUUGCUAAGCCCAAGGUGGUAAGCGCUGUAAAUUGUGCUAGGAGAGGUUGGGUCAAUGUGGAUAUGGAUAUCAUAGCCUGUGAAUCAUGUGGAGCACGUCUCUUUUUUUCUACUCCACCAUCUUGGUCACAAGAGCAAGUUGAGAAAGCAGCCUUGGUUUUUAGCUUGAAGCUGGAUAAUGGACAUAAAUUACUCUGUCCUUGGAUUGACAAUGCCUGUGAUGAAAGACUGGCAGAAUUUCCUCCCAUAACACCUGAAGAUUUAGUUGAUAAAUUUAAAGAACGAUCUUGUGCCCUCAUCCAACUUUUAGCACUUCCUGUGAUUUCUUCAUCAGCCUUUGAAUACAUGAGAAGCCCACAGCUGGAAGAAUUUCUUAGACAACCUUUAAUGCUGGAAUACAACAAUGGGAACACUGAAUCUUUUCAAUCAGAAGCUAAUGGCAAUGGUCCUCCUGGAGUGGAUCCUACUAAUUUGUAUUAUCAGGCACAAAAGCUCAUAAGUCUAUGUGGGUGGGAACCCCGUUCACUACCUUAUGUAGUUGACUGUAAGGAUGAAGCAAAUCAGUUUGUCAAAGAUGCCGAUAUUUUAAAAUCAUCUCAAGGAGUUUAUCAGGGACAGAAUCCUAGUCCUUGCUUCAACUCAGCUGGUUCAAAUGAAACUGUGGAGGAAAAUGUAAACUCUGAUGCUUGCAGACUACAAAAUGAUCCUAACUCUGUAGUUUUAGAUUGCCGGCUUUGUGGAGCCAGUGUUGGAUUAUGGGCUUUCAAGACAGUUCCAUGGCCUGUAGAGUUGUUCAGACUGGCUGGAUAUGUAGAAAUCAACCCCAGAAAUGGUGGUCCAGGCCAUGAGCAUGAUGUUGACAAUGGAAGCAUUGUAAAGACUGGAUCAAAUAUUGGAUCAUCGUCCAAAGAGCAAUUCUCAAAAUUAAAAUUGACUAUAGCAGGGGGUCCACCACCAACAAAACAGAACUUUAAAGCAAUGAUUGCUUUCCCUGUUAUUGGCCGGAAUUUGAGGGCCAGGUUUUCUCUUGAUUCUGAGUUUAGAGAUUGGAUAAAUAGUUGUGGAGAAGAAACUCCAUCAGAACCCAAAAGUAAUAGUUUCUUAGGAGGAAAAGAUUCCUGUACCAAUGGGCAAGCUGUUCCAUCAGAAGACUCUGGGACUUUAGAGAGAAGCAGAGAUGAUGAGGGGCUCUAUGACUCUAGAAGUGAUGAUCAACCUGCUUGUUUGGAUCAGGCUGUUAGUGAAAGAUGUGAUACCCUUGGAAAUCACCAGGACAUGACAUCAGAAGGAAUGGGUAUCAUUGCUUCUCCUGAUUACAGUAACUGUAAUUCUAUAAUGGAAGAUCGAACAGAAAACAUUCAGAUUGUAGCACAAGUUACAGAUAAAAAUGAUAGCUUGCCUGGAAAUGCAGAUGACGAACAGACUACACAAAUGGAUAAAGCAUGUGGUGAGGAAGUUUCUCUAGCUAAACAUCCAGAUUCUUCAUCUGUUGCCUCUUACGUGGAAAACAAUGCAAAUGCUGAUGUUACCCAGAACUUGGACACCAGAAAAGAGACUAGUGGCUAUACUCUGCAAAAAGAUAAUAACCAGGAAGGUAACAUUGUUGGCGAUCAGUCUGCUGAAAAUAACAGUGUCAUGGCAUAUAGUGCUGAAAAGGAUUUAAGGCAACCAUCCUUGGAUAAAAAUAUGGAGUUUGAUCCAAUCAGGCAGCAUAGACAUUUUUGCCCCUGGAUUGUUUCAAUAGGUAGCAGGGCACCUGGAUGGAAACAAACACUGUCUGCUUUGUUACGUCAAAAAGAUGUUUCUCAUUCUUCACCUACAUCUUCUCCUUCAUCAUCUUCGUUGAUAAAGGUGGACGAUCCCAUUGAAUCAGUCAGGAAGCUGUUUACAUCUCCUGUGGCAAAAAAAUUGAAGGUCAUUCGUCAAUCAAAUUAAAUUGCAUUUUCGUUGCCAACCAAUUUUGUUGUCGGUGUCAGACAGGAUACUGCUGCCAAAUUUUCAUAUACAUGGUAGGAUGCAAAUGUCCCAAGAGAUUGUGUGCUUAUGUUGCCUCCCAUUUGGAGCAUACCAGACAUUUAUCCGAUGUUAGACCAUGUGCAAUGGUUUGUGCUUAUUAUUUCCAUUACAGCCAAAAAACUGCUCCAAAUUGUCAAAAUUUUCAGCAACUGAGGUUCUGAAACUUGUAAUAUGAGGUUUCUUAAAAAUAGAAACAGAUUGUAUUUUUGUUGUAUGAAAUAGGUCACUCUUCCCUUCAUAAAUCAAAGACUAUGAAAAUUCAACAAGAAGGGUGUUUUGGUUCUAUUUGCUAAAACAGCUCUUUUAGCCAAAGAACCUCGGAGUAAGGUCAGUUGAAGGCUUGAAGCCCCUCUUUUUGCUACAACAGCUCUUUCUAUCGCCCACCACUAGCUUGGCCACCCUCAUCACAUAAUGUCUUCACUCUUGCCUGAUUCUCUCUACAACAACCUCCAUUCCUUCCAAGACUUCUCCAACCACCUUUGCUGAGGCAUCCAGUUCCGGCGAGUCCUUGAUGUCAAUUGCAAGCUCUCUACCAUUUGAUUCUGUUCCCACCAUGCCUUAGUAUGUGCCUGUUGAGAAAGUUAUUAUGAGGGAAAAUGUCUUCUCAAGCCCAGACCCUCUUUCGCCAGUUCAAACUCAAGAACAUCAAACUGAAUAAUGGAUUUCCAAGAAAAAAAGAGUCAAACU
Messenger RNA from Rubroshorea leprosula, 3092 nucleotides. NCBI's taxonomy places the organism in Eukaryota, Viridiplantae, Streptophyta, Magnoliopsida, Malvales, Dipterocarpaceae. The record is from the annotation of a GenBank genome assembly.